This is a messenger RNA of Camponotus floridanus (Florida carpenter ant), 487 nucleotides long. RefSeq names its product ATP synthase subunit e, mitochondrial (gene ATPsynE). The record is from RefSeq and is a predicted model, not a curated record. NCBI's taxonomy places the organism in Eukaryota, Metazoa, Arthropoda, Insecta, Hymenoptera, Formicidae. Gene Ontology annotation, biological process: proton motive force-driven ATP synthesis. The transcript has 3 exons. Gene Ontology annotation, molecular function: proton transmembrane transporter activity. Bases 72 to 332 code for a protein of 86 amino acids.
AAUGUGUGUGUCUUAUCUGAGCAGACGCACAAUUCACAACAAAUACGUCAGGUGAUCCUUAUCCGAACAAAAUGUCGACCGCCGAACUGAAUCCGAGACCUUUGCGGGUUUCUCCUUUUAUUAAAUUUUGCCGCUGGAGUCUUCUUUUUACUGGAAUCGUUUAUGGUGCAUAUCAUCAGCGAAGAUUAAGUAAAAGAGAAAAUGCUCGUAGAGAAGAGGAAUUGAAGCUUAAACCUAUGCGCGAUGCAAAACUAGCUGAAGAAAAGAGACUUGCUCAAAUAGCGGAACAAAAAAUGUUUGAUGAUAUGUUCACACCAUCCAAAGCAACAUAAACUUAACUUAUUUGACAUUAGUAUAUGUUCAUAAAAUGUUGAUUGAUUUGUAUAUCUGUAAAACUAGUCGCAUAUUAUUCCGACAUCAUUAUCGCAGUCGCAAAUGAUAAACUCUAUAUUGUACAAAAGUAUCAAAUAAAGAUCUGUGAAGACUA